This is a messenger RNA of Theobroma cacao (cacao), 1678 nucleotides long. It is a transcript of the gene DAG2, whose product is annotated as Dof-type zinc finger DNA-binding family protein. The record is from RefSeq and is a predicted model, not a curated record. Gene Ontology annotation, molecular function: DNA-binding transcription factor activity; DNA binding. Lineage: Eukaryota; Viridiplantae; Streptophyta; Magnoliopsida; Malvales; Malvaceae. Gene Ontology annotation, biological process: regulation of DNA-templated transcription.
AACGGAAUUAAUGUAGUAAUAUUUUACGGCUAGUCAAAACAAACGCACCUCUCUUUCUUUCCUUUCAUCAUUCAUAAAGUGAAGCCAACACAUAAAGCCAGUAUAGAAACAGUCUAAAACAUUCUUUCUUGGCACUAAAGAGAGCAGCUGCAGACAAAGGAGGUUAAUUCUCUUUCUCUCUUUAUCUCUCUCUGUGAAGUCAUCAGUUUGCUUUUUUUUUUUUUUUUCCAUCACUUUUCAUCUUCUGAAUUAAUGGAUGCUGCUAAAUGGUCGCAGGUGCAGGGUUUCCAGGAUAUUGGUUUGGUGAAGCCCAUGGAAGAGAUGGUUUCUAAUACAUGCACAAGGCCAAUGUUAGAGAGAAAGACAAGGCCACCAGAGCAAUUGAAUUGCCCAAGAUGUAACUCUACCAACACCAAGUUCUGUUACUACAACAACUACAGCCUCACUCAGCCAAGGUACUUCUGCAAGACUUGCAGAAGGUACUGGACUGAAGGUGGGUCUCUCAGGAAUGUUCCUGUCGGAGGUGGUUCGAGAAAGAACAAAAGAUCGACGAUAUCAAGCUCGUCAGCUUCUUCGGCUUCAGCCAAAGUCCCAGAUCUAAACCCAACAAAUCUCUCGCAGUUUUCUUCUCAAAACCCUAAGGCCCAUAAAGGCCAAGAUCUUAACCUGGCUUUCCCAGCUAUGCAAGAGAGUCAUGGUAUAUCUCAAUAUUUACAAUUGCCUAAAAUGGAGAACAACAACGAGCAGCAAAACUACCCCUCUUCCUGCAAUACUUCAUCCCCUCUUUCAGCUUUGGAACUGCUCAGGACUGGAAUGGCAUCGAGGGGAUUGAAUUCUUUCAUUCCAGCACCGACACCAGACUCAAAUACACUGUACUCAACUGGGUUCUCUAUGCAAGACUACAAGCCAACCCUUAGCUUUUCAAUUGAUACACUCGGAAACAGGGCUGGUAUCCAUGGUGUUCAAGAGAAUGGAGGAAGGCUUUUCUUCCCUUUUGGAGAAAUGAAACCAAUUUCAAGCACUAAUGAAGUUGAUCAAAAUAAGGGACAAGGCAAUUCAGCUGGAUAUUGGAAUAAUGGAGUCUUAGGUGGAGGAUCAUGGUAAAGAAAGAAAAAGGACACGGAGAUCAUCAUGCAACUGCUUUUCCCUUUUUGUUUAUUUAUUCACAUGGUUGAUUACUUGUUUAAAGUUGUCUAGAACUAACAGAUAGGAUACAUAAUGGUUUUCUUCGCUUUUAUAUCCUUCUCUGAACAAUGUAAACAGAUUGGAGCCAUUUUGGGUUUGGUUUCAAGAGGCUGUCUUAUACAUUUGCGUGUGGAAAGAAGAAAAAAGUGAAUGGAGGGCUCUGAUUUUGUCAGAGCAAAUGUGGCCUGUAUUCAUAAAUUCUUCUAUCAGAACCAGGGACUGCUGCAGCGUUGUACGUCAAUCCAAAGAGUUGGUUCAAAUAAUUGAUUUCUAGUUUGUAGGCAAAGAGAGAUAUUGAGAAAUGAAAGUUCGUAAUUUGGAGUUACUUAACAUACUUAUUCAAGACGCUCCAUCGUACCAUGAAUUAUAAGGCUAGUUAUUAUUGUUGUUUUGUCAUUUACUAUAGGUUCAAACGUGUGGUGAUGGCCUUGAAUUUUCACCUUUGUUCCGUAUGGCUGCAGCCUAUGAAAUUUAAAGACUUGGGUUUGCUUUG